Molecule: messenger RNA, 1853 nt
Organism: Meleagris gallopavo (turkey)
Lineage: Eukaryota; Metazoa; Chordata; Aves; Galliformes; Phasianidae
Gene: POLA1
Product: DNA polymerase alpha 1, catalytic subunit
Biological process (GO): DNA replication; lagging strand elongation; mitotic DNA replication initiation
Cellular component (GO): alpha DNA polymerase:primase complex
Molecular function (GO): chromatin binding; single-stranded DNA binding; DNA-directed DNA polymerase activity
Source: RefSeq, a predicted model, not a curated record
UUUAUUCAGAAAGUGGAAAAAUACUAUGCAUUUGAGAUCCCGGAUGUUCCAGCCAAGUCUGAAUACUUAGAAGUUAAAUAUUCGGCUGAAUACCCUCGGCUUCCUCAAGACCUGAAAGGAGAAACAUUUUCACAUGCAUUUGGAACUAACACUUCUAGCUUGGAACUUCUCUUGAUGAGUAGGAAGAUCAAAGGACCGUGCUGGCUGGAAAUCAAAAAUCCACAGCCCUCAAAUCAAUCAGUCAGCUGGUGUAAGAUAGAGGCAGUGGCCAUGAAGCCUGGCUUGGUGAACGUGGUUAAAGAUCUUCCUCCUCCUCCUCCUCUUGUGGUAAUGUCCCUCAGCAUGAAGACCAUUCAGAACCCAAAGACUCACCAGAAUGAGAUCGUUGCUAUGGCAGCUCUGAUUCAUCAGAAAUUUCCUUUGGAUAAAGCUCCACCUCAGCCUCCUUUUCAGACACACUUUUGUGCUGUUUCCAAACCGAAUGAUUGCAUUUUUCCUUAUGACUUCAAAGAAGAGAUUAAAAAGAAGAAUGCUAAAAUAGAAAUUGCUGCAACAGAGAGAACGCUGCUAGGAUUUUUCCUCGCGAAGAUUCACAAAAUUGACCCAGAUGUUGUUGUGGGUCAUAAUAUUUAUGGAUUUGAUCUGGAAGUGCUGCUUCAAAGAAUUAAUGUGUGCAAAGUCCCUCACUGGUCCAAGAUAGGUCGACUGAGGAGGUCCAAUAUGCCAAAGCUUGGGGGUCGAGGAGGAUUUGGUGAAAGGAAUGCUGCAUGUGGUCGGAUGAUCUGUGAUGUAGAAAUUUCAGCUAAAGAGUUAAUCCGCUGCAAGAGUUACCAUUUGUCUGAACUGGUCCAUCAGAUUUUGAAAACGGAGAGGGUAACAAUUGUACCAGAGGAAAUUCGAAAUAUGUACAGUGAUUCUCCUCACUUACUGUUCAUGCUGGAAAACACCUGGACAGAUGCCAAGUUCAUUCUCCAGAUCAUGUGUGAGCUAAAUGUUCUGCCACUAGCCCUUCAGAUUACAAACAUCUCUGGAAAUGUUAUGUCAAGGACAAUGAUGGGUGGACGGUCUGAACGUAAUGAGUUCUUGCUGCUUCAUGCAUUUUAUGAAAAGGACUACAUAGUCCCAGACAAACAAGUUUUUAAAAAGCCUCUACAGAAACUGGUGGAUGAAGAUGAAGAUUUUGAAGAUCAGAAUAAAUCAAAGAUGGGGAGAAAGAAAGCAGCAUAUGCUGGAGGCUUAGUCUUGGAUCCCAAAGUCGGUUUUUAUGACAAAUUUAUUUUACUUCUCGACUUCAACAGCUUGUACCCAUCAAUUAUCCAGGAGUUUAACAUCUGCUUUACCACAGUGCAGCGACUGUCAUCAGAAGCACAGAAAAGGGCAGAGGUAGAAGAAGAGGAAGAAAUUCCAGAGCUUCCGGACCCUUCUCUGGAAAUGGGAAUUCUGCCUAAAGAAAUCAGGAAACUUGUGGAGAGAAGGCGCCAAGUUAAGCAGUUAAUGAAACAGCCAGACUUAAAUCCUGACCUUUAUUUACAGUACGAUAUCAGACAGAAAGCUUUGAAACUCACCGCUAACAGUAUGUAUGGCUGCCUAGGAUUUUCCUACAGCAGAUUCUAUGCCAAGCCUCUGGCUGCUUUGGUGACGCAUAAAGGGAGAGAGGUAAGACAUUAAACAACUUUGUGAACAUGUGUACCUAAAAGUUAAUUUAAGCUACUUACUUUUCAUUGAGCAGGAUAGCGGUCUUCACUUGUUUUCAGACCUGAUUUUAAUUUUGGACCUGUUUUAAUUUUUCCCGUACUGCAUUUGAGAAGAAAAAAGGAAUUUGGAAUCUGGAAAGGAGUGAGACAAAUGUCUCA